Molecule: messenger RNA, 234 nt
Organism: Penicillium argentinense
Lineage: Eukaryota; Fungi; Ascomycota; Eurotiomycetes; Eurotiales; Aspergillaceae
Product: arylsulfatase
Exons: 2
Coding region: 1-234 (77 amino acids)
Molecular function (GO): N-acetylglucosamine-6-sulfatase activity; glycosaminoglycan binding
Source: RefSeq, a predicted model, not a curated record
AUGGUUGAUGGCAUUUUCUCUCACUUAGAGGGGCUUAGCCUCCUCAAUAAUAUAUACAUUGUUUAUAGUAGAAAGUCUUAUGGGUUUGAAGAGGAUAUUAAUAUACCCUUGAUCAUUUGUGGACCAAGAGUACGCGAGAAUGCGACCACAGACAUUGUCACAACGCAUACUGACCUGGCCCCAACAUUUUUCCGAUUACUUAGAAUCCCUUUGCAAAGCGACUUUGAUGGCUAG